This is a messenger RNA of Daldinia caldariorum, 1104 nucleotides long. RefSeq lists its product as uncharacterized. The transcript has a single exon. The coding region runs from base 1 to 1104 and encodes 367 amino acids. The record is from RefSeq and is a predicted model, not a curated record. NCBI's taxonomy places the organism in Eukaryota, Fungi, Ascomycota, Sordariomycetes, Xylariales, Hypoxylaceae.
AUGGCGCUAGUCAAGGGCAAAGUUGAGGACGGUCAUCGGGAUCUUAGAGCUAUCUAUGCGGGUGACGAAUUGACACAGGAUAACCUGCUACAAUUUCAGUUCCCAGCGGCGUACAACUUUAAGGACGUCGUUGGUAUCCCCGAAGAGGACCAGGCCCACUCCAGGGGGUUGGACGUGCUGGUAAUUUUAAUUCGCCGAAUUGUCAGGCAGCUGCCUCUGGCUUAUCGAGAUAUGGAAGACGAAACCAUUCGAAGACAAGAGAAAACAAAUCCACUUCUGCGGCUGGCGAUGGCGGACUUCAGCUCGACUGACCCACAGCUCGUUCAACUUGCCAGAUUCGAGGCCCUCAAGGCCUUUUAUGAAGGUCCUUUAAGGGAAAAGGACUUGUCCUUUGCCGCUCUGGUAGAGCAUCAGCUGAUGCGCAAGACCUUCUGGCAACGACCCGGCUUACUGCUAUUAAAGCAGGAGGUCCUAGUGCGAGAAAAAGGCGUAUGGAAAAAAGGGAGCUUAGAUAUCCAAGAUAUCGUCGAGAACAGCCUCGUCGACUUUACGACAGGAAACCUUGGGGAGGUUAUCUCAAACAGGUUUGGAACCUUCGGCGACGCUGAUGAUAAUGUCCUCGUUAAGCAGUGUGGUUUUCCAGGGAUCAUACGAAUCCGAUAUAACGUCAACGCGAGCGAUCCGAAGCGCUACCAGGAUCUCCGCAAGAUCAAGGUAGACAUGAGACGCCCGGAGAAGAAAGCUUCCGGCAUGUGGGGGUUGACAGAGCCCAGUGCAGCCUUGACGACAUUCCGCCUGAUAGCCGAGGUCCGCCUAUCUAGCUACAGGGGCCAUGAUUCUAUCAGGACGUACACGGCGGAGGGGCAAGUGAUUCCUAUUCCAAGUUCCCUUCCCAAUACGCACCGAAGGACGCCGCUAGGUGAUGAUGAUUGCUACAUGUUGUACUACGCGCAAGGCGUGGAUGACAUCCCCGGCGAGGAUAUGUACUCUGAGACGCCGUCCAACUUCUCGACGUUGAAAGCUAGUAUACUUCACGAUGCCGCGCAUGCUAACUUCGGAGAGCCGCCGCAUCAACAGGCAUCGAAGCACGAGGCAAACCGUUAG